GAUCAAUAACGUUGAAUUAUUUUUUAGGAAGAAUAGCAUUUCCAGGAAUGUCCCCAUAUGUGACAAGCAAGUUUGCAGCUGUUGGAUUCAAUGAUAGCUUAAGACACGAGCUUAAUGUUUGGGAAGUCCCUGUAAUUUCUAUUGAACCAGACUUUUUUCGGACUAAUUUGAUAAAUGCGGAGCAUAUCGAUCGCUUAGUUGAUAUAAUGGUUGGUUCAUUAGAUGCGGAUAUUUUAGAAGAUUAUGGGAAGGAAUACUUUGAAGCCCACAAACAAGAUAUGAAAGUUCUUAUGCAAAAGGCAUCGACUGAUAUCCAUCUGGUCAUUGAGUGUAUAGACUCAGCCAUUAGUUCAGUGUAUCCAGACGUGGUAUACAGACCUUGCGGAACGUUCUGGAAUAAAAUUUUAAUGCAUGUGUAUGAGGUACUUCCACCGAAUUAUCAAAAUGUUCUAAUGAAGAUUUUGAUGAGUGGUGGUAUAAAACCUAAACGUGUUAAUGAAAGAGAUGUAAAAUGAAAGUGUUUGUUAAAAAUAUUGUGCGUUUUAAAAUAAAUUUGGUAGAAAAUAA
Molecule: messenger RNA, 567 nt
Organism: Parasteatoda tepidariorum (common house spider)
Lineage: Eukaryota; Metazoa; Arthropoda; Arachnida; Araneae; Theridiidae
Product: dehydrogenase/reductase SDR family member 9
Biological process (GO): steroid metabolic process
Cellular component (GO): intracellular membrane-bounded organelle
Molecular function (GO): oxidoreductase activity
Source: RefSeq, a predicted model, not a curated record